Messenger RNA from Pochonia chlamydosporia 170, 438 nucleotides. RefSeq lists its product as hypothetical. Bases 1 to 438 code for a protein of 145 amino acids. NCBI's taxonomy places the organism in Eukaryota, Fungi, Ascomycota, Sordariomycetes, Hypocreales, Clavicipitaceae. The record is from RefSeq and is a predicted model, not a curated record. The transcript is spliced from 2 exons.
AUGGCCGACACCCCCAAGAAGAAAGAGCCCACCGCCUCCGAGGCCAUGUUCUUCUUCGCCAUUGUCAAACAUACCCGUAACAAGGCGGACAUUGAUUGGACCGCCGUGGCCGCAGAGCAGGGCUUCAAGAACGCUAAUGUCGCCAAGGUCCGCUUCGGCCAGGUCAAGCGCAAACUGGGCAUAACUACCAACACGGACAGUCCGGCUCCUGUUCGUACGCCUACGAAGAGAACAUCUGCUGGCACGCCUACCAAGGUUACGAAGAGUGGUGGCCGAGCGGGGACCAAGGGUCGGAGGGCCAAGACUGUCAAGGAGGAGUGUGAUGAUGCGGAGGACGAUGAUGAGACGAUGGUGGGUGUGAAGGAUGAGAAUCCUGAUGCGGAUUUGGAUGCUGAGGUUGAGUCGUUUUUGGAAGAGGACCCGGAGGAUCCUUUUUAG